Messenger RNA from Physcomitrium patens, 3471 nucleotides. RefSeq names its product auxin response factor 1. Gene Ontology annotation, molecular function: DNA binding. Gene Ontology annotation, cellular component: nucleus. Gene Ontology annotation, biological process: response to hormone; regulation of DNA-templated transcription. NCBI's taxonomy places the organism in Eukaryota, Viridiplantae, Streptophyta, Bryopsida, Funariales, Funariaceae. The record is from RefSeq and is a predicted model, not a curated record.
UCGCAAACCAUGACAAGAGGACAUAAGGCAGCCUCGCCUGCUGCAGAACGAGAAUGUAAAUGAGCGUCGUAGUAAUGGAUGUGGGUUAUGGAGUUAGGAAUAGAAUAAUGGCCUAUUUCGCAGCGAAACGGGAACGAGAACGACGAGGGGAUGAGAGUGCUCGAGGAUGGAAGACGAUUUGCAGCCAACUUUGGUAACAAAUCAUGGUUAUGCUCUCAACGUUCUUCGUCCCCCCGACAAUCAUCAAUGGAGUUGUUCUGGUCUUCUCGACCCUGCAAUUCGACAAGCAAGUAGAGGGCGUUUGUUUCAUUGGCUAGAUCUUGGGGUUUUGUGCCAGGUUCAGGAGGUCUGAGAGAAAACCAGGAAGAACAGUAAGCAGCUUGUGUAAGAGAGAGAGAGAGAGAGAGAGAGAGAGCGAGCGAGCGAGAGAGAGAGAGAGAGAGAAAGAGAGAGAGCGAGAGCGGUAGAGGGGGCAACGAGACAGUGUAGUUGUAGUAGUUGUAGUGUUUACUGGUGUGUGGCGUUGUUGUGGGUGUUGGCUUGAGUGCCCGAGGGUGCAGCGACAUGAACUUCAAGUUGGUGAAGGAGGAAGCAUACGCGAUAGACAUCGAGUUACAGGUUAAGUCGCAGUGUAAGAUCGCAUCAGAGAGCUUCCAGGGUCGGCUCUAAAGCAAGAAAUUAUGCAUUACGGAGGUAUGCACGGAGGUAUGCGUAGUUUUGAUGAAGGAGCCACGAAAAUGGACGAGUUGAACUGUGAGCUAUGGCAUGCGUGCGCCGGGCCUCUAACGCAACUGCCUCCAGUGGACAGCCUUGUGAUGUACUGGCCACAAGGGCAUAUUGAACAGGUAGUUGCAUGUACGCCAGAUUCUGCAGGCGCUGCGGAUGUUUAUCAAGCGUCGAAACAAUUUUCAAAUCUACCCGCUCAUUUGCUUUGCAGGAUAAGCAAGAUUGAACUACAAGCGGACCCUCAAACUGAUGAGGUGUUUGCGCAGAUGGAUCUCACUCCGCAAUAUGAGACUGAGCUCAGCAAAGAGACGAAAGACGCUCCAUCACCAAUCCAGCAGAGCAACGUUCGGAGUUUUUGCAAGACGUUAACUGCAAGUGAUACGAGCACCCAUGGAGGUUUCUCAGUACCUAGAAGAGCCGCUGAAGAGUGCCUGCCUCUGCUUGACCACAAUAUGGUUCCCCCAUGUCAAGAGCUCGUGGCUAAGGAUUUGCAUGGCAAAGACUGGAGCUUCCGUCAUAUUUAUCGAGGUCAUCCUCGGAGGCAUCUUUUGACGACAGGAUGGAGUGUUUUCGUCAGUCAGAAGAGGCUUGUUGCAGGGGACACUGUCAUAUUCCUUCGUGGAGAAAAUGGUCAGCUCAGAGUUGGAGUAAGAAGAGCGUCAAAGCAACAGCCGCAAGCGCGUUCUACUCACUUUAGUAGCGCGAAUUUGCAUCUAGGGGUGUUGGCUGCAGCAUCUCAUGCAGCCACUGAAAGGCUGCGUUUUAGUGUGAUUUACAAUCCCAGGACCAGCCCAUCUGAGUUUGUUAUCCCCUACCACAAGUACUUGAGGUCCGAAGAUAACAAUCUGACAGUUGGGUCCCGAUUCAAAAUGAAGUUCGAAACGGAAGAGUCGACUGAGAGGAGGUACUCCGGUACUAUUGUAGAAAUAAGUGAUGUCGACCCACUGAAAUGGCCGAGUUCAGCGUGGAGGUCCAUGAAAGUGGAGUGGGACGAAUCAGCUAGUGAAAGGCACGAAAGGGUAUCACCGUGGGAGAUCGAGCCCUUAGUGCCGAUCUCUACCUUGCCCACACCCCCUGUUGGGCCUAGGCCUAAGCGCCGACCACCUACCUUUGUGACAGACUCGGCCACUCUGGGACCGAGUCAAAGUGUGUUAGAUCCUUUUCAGUCCAACAAGCUCGCAAGGGUUCUUCAUUCUCAUGACCCUCGAAAUGAGCCAAGUAUCGGAGAUGACGAUGACGGGGAUGCUGAAUCUUCCCGGACCUCUUCAUUGGUUGUAAAGCAGGAACCACCGCCCAGGAAUGGACAUCAGAUUUGGUUACAGCGUUCAGACGUUGCAUCUUAUGGCAUACCUCCUAGCCCUUACGUCAACCGAAGGUUAUCAUCUGUGCCACCAUUUGCAGCUCCCCUUCCAGAAAAUACAACUGAGCUGCAACUGUCAGUUAAUUCUGGCAGCUUGGAUCAAGCUCCCAGCAAUGAGGAUUCGAGUGUGUCCUGGGCAUCCUACAUGGGUACUGGAGCUUAUCAAUUUCGGGAUCCAUCCUGUAAUAAGAUUUUGCCAAGUUGGCUGACCAAUUCCAAAUCAGCAAAUCUUACGUCUCCCCCAGUGCCUGCAAGAUCUCAACUGCCUAUCACCUCGCUUAACAAUGAUCCAAAAGUGUUACAUGCACACAAUUUGUCCUUUGAAUUGUGGGAAACGGUUGAACAGGAGCAACUUAACGCGUCUCCUGCAUUGGAACAGCAGUGCAAGUUGUUUGGCUUCAAUCUGGCUGAUAAAGUAGUACCUACCCCUGUGUCGUCAGCACCAUCACUUUGUGAGGACUCGGAAGGAUCAGGCCCCUGGUCUUCUUCUGAUCACACUUCCUCUACUUCUGCUGACACGCGCGUAGGAAUGAUUGUAACUGGAACUUAUCAGCCGCUUGUGGCUCCAGUGAGAAGCGGAACCAAGGUCUAUUAUUCUGGAAAAGUUGGUCGGACUAUUGACCUCAAGAAGUGUGAGAGUUACGCCGCCCUGAGACGCAUGCUGGCAUCCCUCUUUGGUCUUGAAGGUCAGCUCGACGAUGUCACGAAGGGCUGGCAGCUCGUCUAUACUGACCAUGAAAAUGAUGUGCUGCUCGUUGGAGAUGAUCCCUGGGAGGAGUUUUGCAAUUGUGUGCGCAGUCUGAAGGUCCUGUCUCCACAAGAUGCUGCAGGACAAAGCGUGGGAAAAUAUCCCAUGACAAACUGUGAUGAGGAUGAUGAUUGGCAGUCUGCAGUGCAGAGCAGUGGCUGAAAGACGCCUGGUCAUUCUGGAUGUGACUCCAAGUGUUCAUAUCCUGGUUCCUGCUUCAUUUCUUCUCUUUCUUUCACCCUUCGUCUUCAUUCUUCUAAUUUUUUUUUUUUUUUUUUUUUUUUUUUUUUUUUUUCCUUCUUUCUUUUCUCCUUUUUUGAGAUUUUGACUGCAGGUCCUAUAUUCAGAAGUGGUGGCUAGGGAUGGAAGACUUUUCUCCUUUGUAAUAGGAGAGUUUUGACUGCAGAAGUCUCAUCCUUGUACAGCAUUACGUUUCUACAGGCGGUAAUGUGAACCUUUAUGGUAAACUUAGGAUUGUAUUCAGCGGCAGAAGUAUUAUGGUUAUCUAUAGAGCCUUUAAAAGUGAUGGCAGCCGAACUGGUGUGUGCACCUUUGGGUGCGUAUGUGGUUCCAUGCUUAUGUAACUCCAUGAAGUGGGUUCCUUGAGGAAUGCUAUUGUUUUUCAUAUUAGAUCGUG